Messenger RNA from Molossus molossus (Pallas's mastiff bat), 597 nucleotides. RefSeq names its product suppressor of cytokine signaling 2-like. Gene Ontology annotation, biological process: phosphatidylinositol phosphate biosynthetic process; intracellular signal transduction. The record is from RefSeq and is a predicted model, not a curated record. NCBI's taxonomy places the organism in Eukaryota, Metazoa, Chordata, Mammalia, Chiroptera, Molossidae. The transcript has a single exon. The coding region runs from base 1 to 597 and encodes 198 amino acids. Gene Ontology annotation, molecular function: 1-phosphatidylinositol-3-kinase regulator activity. Gene Ontology annotation, cellular component: phosphatidylinositol 3-kinase complex.
AUGACCCUGCGGUGCCUGAAGCCCUCCGGCAAUGGCGCGGAAGGGACACGGAGCCAGUGGGGGACCGCGGGGUCCGAGGAGGAGCCGUCCCCGGAGGCGGCGCGUCUGGAGAAGGCCUUGCGGGAGCUCAGUCAAUCAGGUUGGUACUGGGGAAGUAUGACUGUGAAUGAAGCCAAAGAGAAAUUAAAAGAGGCACCCGAAGGAACUUUCUUGGUUAGAGAUAGUGCGCAUCCAGGCUACCUACUAACAAUAUCUGUUAAAACAUCAGCUGGACCAACUAAUCUGCGAAUCGAAUAUCAAGAUGGGAAAUUCAGAUUGGACUGUAUCGUGUGUGUCAAGUCCAAGCUGAAGCAAUUUGACAGUGUGGUUCACCUGAUCAACUACUAUGUUCAGAUAUGUAAGGAAAAGCUGACAGGCACAGAAGCCCCCCGGGACGGCACGGUUCUCCUUCAUCUGUCCAAACCGCUCUACACAUCAGCACCACCGCUGCAGCAUCUCUGCAGACGCACCAUCAACAAACACACCCGGACCAUCUGGGAACUGCCUUUACCAAGAAGACUGAAAGAGUACUUGGAAGAAUAUAAAUUCCAGGUAUAA